AUGGGGGAUACCCCAGAGUACUAUUUCCAGCAGAAUGCGAGAGACCAGGAGGCCAACUUGGUUGCCUGGACUCUUCGCCAAGAAUCUCUGGGUUACGCUCCGUCCCAGAGUCAAAUCCGCGCCUGCGUUGUUGCCGUUCUGAAACAGCAAGGCUGCGACUCAAGAUUGGGACGUCAUUGGGUAGAAAAGUUCAUUCAACGCCAUCCGGAACUUAGAAGCAAGGUCGGUAGGCGUCAGGAAGCCAACAGAUUCGACUUAUUUACUCCCAAAGCCGUGCACUGGUACCUUGACAUCAGGGAGAAGGAGUACGGGUGGAUCAAGCCGGAGAUUGCGGAGAACACCGUGAAUGUUGAUGAAGGGGGGAUUAUGUCGGGUUUUGGUCUAGACAGUCUGGCGGUUGGCAGUUCGGACCCUAAACGGAAGACUCUUCUCAAGGGACCCCAGUCCCGAAGUUGGACCACUUUUAUAGAGGCCAUCACCGCCGACGGGCGCGCCUUAACUCCAGGCAUCAUAUUUAAGGGCUUAUCAUUCUGGAUGGACAUGGGAGUCAUACAACGAAUGAGUGGAUGGCUACGUGCUUUCUGA
Hirsutella rhossiliensis is the source of this 585-nucleotide messenger RNA. Its product is annotated as tc5 transposase DNA-binding domain-containing protein. The record is from RefSeq and is a predicted model, not a curated record. Bases 1 to 585 code for a protein of 194 amino acids. NCBI's taxonomy places the organism in Eukaryota, Fungi, Ascomycota, Sordariomycetes, Hypocreales, Ophiocordycipitaceae. The transcript has 5 exons.